Molecule: messenger RNA, 700 nt
Organism: Penicillium psychrosexuale
Lineage: Eukaryota; Fungi; Ascomycota; Eurotiomycetes; Eurotiales; Aspergillaceae
Product: DNA-directed RNA polymerase core subunit RPB8
Exons: 2
Coding region: 18-449 (143 amino acids)
Biological process (GO): DNA-templated transcription
Cellular component (GO): RNA polymerase I complex; RNA polymerase II, core complex; RNA polymerase III complex
Molecular function (GO): DNA-directed RNA polymerase activity
Source: RefSeq, a predicted model, not a curated record
CGGUCGCAACCUUCAUCAUGUCCGACCCGCUCCUCUUCGAAGACACCUUCACGAUCACCUCGAUCAACGCCCAGAAGUAUGACCGCGUCUCCCGUCUUACCUGCAACUCGAACGAUGCCUCCCUCACUUUUACCCUGGAUGUGAACACUGAGUUGUACCCAUGCGCGGUCGGCGAGUCGCUGUCCCUCGCUCUGGCCUCGACUCUCUCUCUUGACGGCAAGGAGGACACCCGCGCCAGCUGGAGGGAGGUCAGCAUGGGUGAUCAGACCCUAGCGGAUGACUACGAUUAUGUUUGCCACGGCAAGGUGUACCGCUUCGAGGAGGGUGCCACUAAGGAUACCAUGGCUGUCUUUGUGUCCUUUGGAGGUCUUCUGCUCUACCUGGAAGGUCCCUACAAAAAGCUCGCUCCGUUGAGAAUCGAUCACGUGUACUUGCUGCUUAAGAAAUAAGCUUACGAUUGUUGGAACUCUCUUUUUUUGCUUACGACCUUGGCAUAGGAUGAGAUGGAUCUUGGAUUGAUCUUGAGGCAAAGCCCGAAUGGGGGAAAAGUCGGUGUAUUUAAGCCGGACCGAUGUUCAUAUCGUUCUUAUGGGGUGCAGCGCAGGCGUUCUUUGCAUUUUGAUUUGGGAAUACCAAUAGAUUAUCAUAACAAUCAUGAUUUUCAUGGGAUCGACGAGAUGAACAUUGACAGUUCGAUAAC